Molecule: messenger RNA, 2102 nt
Organism: Amorphotheca resinae ATCC 22711
Lineage: Eukaryota; Fungi; Ascomycota; Leotiomycetes; Helotiales; Amorphothecaceae
Exons: 3
Coding region: 328-1995 (555 amino acids)
Biological process (GO): nucleobase transport; transmembrane transport
Cellular component (GO): plasma membrane
Molecular function (GO): nucleobase transmembrane transporter activity
Source: RefSeq, a predicted model, not a curated record
GCAGAAUCACACUCGUCGAAUCCUACACGGUCUUGCAGAUCCCUCCCUGUGAGAACCUGCACCUUCAUUUGAAGUCUGUACGAUAAGAUCUCGUCUAUCGCAUUUUUGGCCGGAAACAGAUAACUUUACCGCUGUCACUGCUAUGACAUGGUGGAAUAUACGGAUGUUCAUCUCUUAUCAAAAAAUGGGGACGACGCGUCGUUACAUCUCAAGGUUGGACACCAUCAGCUUUGAAUAGAAUAUAUGAUGAAACCCGUCUAUUAUUUUGGAUAGUCGUCCCGAAGACCCGAUCUCUUCUCCAACUGUUCCCCUACAGACGGUUGAAAGAUGAAGGCCGCGAGGUUGGUGAACUUUCUUCAGGUCCCUACCACGAAAGGGACCUCGGCCUCCCGAUGGAUCAACGAUGAUAUCCGUCCCAUGCCUCCUUCGCGAAGGCAUUGGGGACAGUUGGCAUUUAUUUCUUUCUGGGCAAUCAAUCAGAUCUGCCUCAGUAACUGGCAAGUCGGCUCUUCCCUUGUGGCAGUCGGGCUCUCAGUCUGGCAAGCCAUGAUUGCCACCAUCAUUGGCAAAAUCAUCAUUUCAGGAGUGGCUAUUUUCAACGGCUACGUAGGUGCUGAAUGGCAUAUCGGCUACCCAGUGUACGCGCGUGUGAUCUGGGGUGUGUACGGCUCGUACCUAGCACUCGUGCAGCGAAUUCUUCUCGGCCUUGUGUGGUUCUCGGUGCAAUCGUGGACCGGCGGGCUCUGCAUUACCGCAGUUCUCGACGCCAUGUUCCCCUCCUUCCAUCAUAUGAAGAAUCACUUCCCCGAGAGCGCGAACAUGACCACGACGCAGUUUAUCGGAUGGGUGGUGUAUAAUCUGGUUACCAUUCCAAUGCUGUAUAUGCCGCCGGAGAAAACAAAGCGUGUCUUCAUGAUCAUGAACGCUAUUUCUCUGGUCACGCUGACUAGCAUCAUGAUAUGGGCUUUGGCAGCGGCGCGUGGUGCAGGGCCACUUCUGUCCGCUCCUGCAACUGCUUCGACAGGCGCCGAGCUGGGUUGGGCAAUUGUGAAAGGAGUGACGACUGUGAUUGGGUCUAUAGCUGUUGGACUCACCAACCAACCAGAUUAUUCUCGAUUUGCUCGCCAUCCAGGUGAUCAAGUAUUCGGACAAUGGUUCUCGAUCCUAAGCUUCGGCACCAUCAUGCCGCUGUUCGGCUGCCUGACGAGUUCAGCAACGCAGAAGCUCUACGGCCAAGCAAUCUGGAACCCGCCCGACAUCAUCCUACAAUGGCUGAGUGAUUCCUACUCCUCCGGAACCCGCGCCGCUGCCUUCUUUGCUGGCGUAGGCCUCGUAGUCUGCCAACUCGCCAUCAACACCAUCGACAACUCCUUCUCCACCGGCAUGGAUCUCUGCGGGCUCUUCCCCAAAUUCAUCAACAUCCGCCGCGGCGCCUACAUCGGCCUGAUAAUCUCCAUCGCCAUGUGUCCCUGGGAGCUUUUAAGCAGCGCCGGCACCUUCAUCAACGUCAUGUCCGCCUACUCUGUCUUCCUCGGCCCCAUGUGCGGCAUCCAGAUCUGCCACUACUGGCUGAUCUGCAAGCGUCGCAUCAAGCUCUCAGACCUGUAUGACCCGCACAAGGAAGGCAUCUACUAUUAUUUCAAAGGCGUGAACUACCGGUCCUACGUGGCGUGGGUGGUCGGCUGGGCGACGCAAAUGCCAGGCUUCAUCAACGCCGUGACGCCUAGCAUUAUCGUCAAGAAAGAACUGCAGGAAUUGUACUACCUGGCUUUCCCGCUCGGCUUCGCUAUCAGCUUCGUUGCCUACUUCAUCCUGAAUAAGCUGGAUCCGCCCCGAGGAUUGGGCGAUGUGGAUGAGGCGGAUUAUUUCGGUACCUUCACAGCUGCCGAAGCGCAGAAGUUGGGAUUGAGGGAAUGGAGAGAUGAUGGUGAGGGCUUGGAGGAGGUUGACAGUGAAAGAAAAGAGGCGGAUACGAAAAUUACUACUAUAUCAUGAGUGAUUAAUUGAUUAGCGGUGAGAAUUAGCAAGAGAUAGGGAUUUAUGACAUGAUGAAACACCAGUAAACUUCACAAUUAAUACAACUAGCAACUUCAAUCAUUCGC